This is a messenger RNA of Jaculus jaculus (lesser Egyptian jerboa), 3039 nucleotides long. It is a transcript of the gene Fcho1, whose product is annotated as FCH and mu domain containing endocytic adaptor 1. The coding region runs from base 179 to 2806 and encodes 875 amino acids. Gene Ontology annotation, cellular component: cytoplasm; clathrin-coated vesicle; plasma membrane. Lineage: Eukaryota; Metazoa; Chordata; Mammalia; Rodentia; Dipodidae. The transcript is spliced from 28 exons. Gene Ontology annotation, biological process: clathrin-dependent endocytosis; clathrin coat assembly. The record is from RefSeq and is a predicted model, not a curated record.
UGGGAGCGCGGCAGGUGGCGGCGGGCCCGGGUCGCGGAGCGGCGAGGACCCCUGAACCGGAGAAGACCAUAGCUCAGGCCUGGUCUCCGCUGUUCCAGUCAGUGAAUACAUUCUUACUUCCGGCUCUGCCCUCCAUACUGGACAGGGACCUGGGUGGGUCCCUAUAGAAGCCAUCAGGAUGUCGUAUUUUGGGGAACAUUUUUGGGGUGAAAAGAACCAUGGCUUUGAGGUCCUGUACCAUUGCCUGAAACAGGGACCCAUUGCCACCAAGGAGCUGGCUGACUUCAUCAGGGAGAGGGCCACCAUUGAGGAGACAUACUCCAAGGCAAUGGCAAAACUUUCCAAGCUGGCCAGCAAUGGGACUCCCAUGGGGACCUUUGCCCCGCUCUGGGAGGUCUUCCGAGUGUCCUCUGACAAACUGGCGCUCUGCCACCUGGAGCUGACACGAAAGCUUCAAGACCUCAUCAAGGAUGUGCUGCGCUAUGGGGACGACCAGCUCAAGAUGCACAAGAAGUGCAAGGAGGAAGUGCUGGGCACGCUGGAUGCAGUGCAGGUGCUGGCCGGAGUCAGCCAGCUCCUCCCCAAGUCUCGGGAGAACUACCUGAGCCGCUGCAUGGACCUGGAGCGCCUGCGCAGAGAGAACACCAGCCAGAAAGAUAUGGACAAGGCAGAAACCAAAACCAAGAAGGCGGCAGAGAGCCUACGGCGCUCAGUGGAAAAGUACAAUUCGGCCCGGGCGGACUUUGAGCACAAGAUGCUGGACUCGGCACUGCGCUUCCAGGCCAUGGAGGAGGCCCACCUGCAUCAUAUGAAGGCCCUGCUGGGUUCCUACGCGCACUCGGUGGAGGACACCCACGUGCAGAUCGGGCAGGUGCACGAGGAAUUCAAGCAGAACAUCGAAAAUGUGACGGUGGAGAUGCUGGUGCGCAAGUUUGCGGAGAGCAAGGGCACGGGCCACGAGAAGCCAGGACCUUUGGACUUCGAAGCAUACAGUGCAGCGGCCCUGCAGGAAGCAAUGAAACGUCUCCGAGGAACCAAGGCCUUUCGCCUUCCUGGACUAAGCCGGCGGGAGCCCCGUGCAACUGUAGACUCCCUUGAACCUGACACUGGGAUGUGUCCAGAGGUGGAUGAAGAAGGGUUCACUGUCCGCCCUGACAUGACCCAGAGCAGCACAGCUGAGCCUUCACGCUUCUCGUCGAGCGACUCUGACUUUGAUGAUGAGGAGCCCAGAAAAUUCUAUGUGCACAUCAAACCUGCGCCUGCCCGGGCUCCUGCCUGUAGCUCAGAGGCUGCAGCAGCCCAGCUCAGGGCCACAGCCGGCAGUCUCAUCCUUCCUCCUGGCCCAGGGGGCACCAUGAAGCGGCACUCACCGCGGGAUGCUGCUGGGAAGCCACAGAGGCCUCGGUCUGCCCCAAGGACCGGCAGCUGUGCCGAGAAGCUUCUGCCCUCAGAGGAGCCUGUGUGCAAGAACCUCUUUGGGCCGCCACUGGAGUCUGCCUUUGACCACGAGGAUUUUACAGGCUCCAGCAGUCUGGGUUUCACCUCCAGCCCCUCUCCUUUCUCCUCCUCGUCCCCUGAAAAUGUGGAGGACUCCGGGCUAGACUCUCCAUCCCACGUGGCUCCCGGUCCCUCCCCAGAGUCUUGGGUUCCCCGGCCGGGCACCCCACAGAGCCCACCUGGCUGCAGGCCUCAGCGAGAGGCCAGGGGCACCCGGGUCCUACCCCCCUCUGACUCGCCAGGCCCAUGGCUGGAGGCCUGCGGAGAUGCCAUGGCCACGCCAGCUGACCCUGUGGCCAGGGAGGGCCUGGCUGCACCGCCGCGGAGACCCCGCUCCAGGAAGGUGUCCUGUCCUCUCACACGCAGUAAUGGUGACCUGUCUCGGUCAUCCAGUCCUUCCCCAUUGGGCUCCUCCGCUCCCAGCACAGCUCCUGAGCGGCCCAGCUUCUCCUCCCAGACUGGACACGGAGUAUCCAGGGGCCCCAGCCCGGUGGUUCUUGGCUCCCAAGAUGCACUGCCCGUGGCCACAGCCUUCACUGAGUAUGUUCACGCCUACUUCCGUGGCCACAGCCCCAGCUGCCUGGCUAGAGUGACCGGGGAGCUGACUAUGACCUUCCCUGCGGGCAUCGUGCGUGUGUUCAGUGGGACCCCACCGCCGCCUGUCCUCAGCUUCCGGCUGGUCAACACAGCCCUCAUAGAGCACUUCCAGCCCAAUGCAGACUUGAUCUUCAGUGACCCCUCUCAGAGUGACCCCGAGACCAAAGACUUCUGGCUCAACAUGGCGGCGCUCACAGAGGCGCUGCAGCGCCAGGCGGAGCAGAACCCCGCGGCCUCCUACUACAAUGUGGUGCUGCUGCGCUACCAGUUCUCGCGCCCGGGUCCACAGUCCGUACCCCUGCAUCUGAGCGCCCAUUGGCAGUGUGGACCCACGCUCACUCAGGUGUCCGUGGAGUACGGCUACCGCGCGGGUGCCACGGCCGUGCCCACACCCCUCACUAAUGUCCAGAUCCUGCUGCCCGUGGGAGAGCCGGUGACCAGCGUUCGCCUGCAGCCUGCCGCCACCUGGAACUUGGAGGAGAAGCGCUUUACAUGGAAGCUUCCAGAUGUGUGUGAAACAGGAGGCUCUGGCCACCUCUCUGCCAGCUGGGAACCACUCUCAGGGCCCAGCACCCCAAGCCCUGUGGCCGCACAGUUCACCAGCGAGGGGGCCACGCUGUCGGGUGUGGACCUGGAGCUCCUGGGUGGAGGCUACCGCAUGUCACUGGUGAAGCGUAGGUUUGCCACAGGGAUGUACCUCGUGAGCUGCUGAAGGGCCAGGUGGCACGGCCCCAGCUCUGCCUGCAUCCUGGUGCUCAGACUGUCCCUGCCUUCUUACCAGAUUCUGGGGUCCAGGUGUGUCCCCGAGGCCUGGUCUCUGGAGAGGAGCCCAUACUCCCACACCCAGCCUGACUGAGCCGAGACCUGCGGCUUCCUCCCCGUUCCACCCCAUGCUGGUCCUGGCCUUUUAAUGUUCUUUAAAUAAACACUUUAUUUUCUAAGAAA